GUUUCUCCCGUCAUUUCAUAUCUCUUCUCCUUCAUCCGCUAUCUUCAACACACAUUCUUCACUCUCACUCUCUUGUACUCCACUUCUCUCUCUAGACUUCCCAUGGAUGUGAGGCUGUCUUCAAAUUCCCAAGCUCUGUCAUUGAUUUCUUGGACUCCACUCUCUUCUACUUCACCUUAUUCGCUUUCUCGUUCCAGAGUUCGUUCCCUCCGCAGAGAAUUUCUCGGCUGUGGCCGCAAUCUGAGGCCACCAGGUCUUCGAUCCCGAAGAAAAUGCAAGAAACUAGGGUUUCACAUUCACUCUCCACGGUUUCUCUUCAAAGCCUCCUUCGACUUGCAGUCAAUUGUUGUGGUUGUCGCGGUGGUCACCGUUUCAGCCCUCACCAUCGUCUAUCUGAAUUAUUUCAAGAUAAAGAAAGUCGGAGAGAUGUCAGGUCCAUCAAUUCUUGCAUUGACUGAACGAAUCAGAGGUCUCAUGAAUCGGGGUAAUGUGCAUCAAACUUGUGUUACUGGGGAUCUUGAGUGGCAGAUGUCCGUCACUGAGAGCAGAGAUUUGAUGAAGGCAACAGAAACUGGUCAUGCUUCUGAGAAUGAAUUGGUUCAGCUGCAGGAGGAAUCUGUUUUGAUGCAUGACGAAAAUCUCAUCACUAACACACUAGAGUCUCAUGGUAUUGAUAUCAGUGCAUAUAGUGCUAGUGAUUCUUUGUCCUCGAGAGAUUCUAAAGUUACGAGCCUAUCUUUUCCCCCUUCUGUUCUUUCUGAAUCAGGAACACUUCAAUCAGUUAAUUUUGUGACAGAAAUGCCUGAAUUGGAGUUUGAAGUAUGUGGACAGGACCCUGAGUCACAUUCUAACUUGCAGAAGCUAAUGGCUAGAGAGAAAUUGACUGUUGCUUCUACUCCAAUGCGUACUGCACUUAAAGAAGUGAAUGAACAUAAUAAAUCAACUCUUGAACUUGGCAAAGGGAGUGAAACAAUUAGAUCUGUUAGCAUCCUUAAAGACUCUGUCCGAGAAGAGCUUUAUAUGUAUUAUGAGGCAAAUCAGUCUGCAAUGAAGUCUAUAGCAAAUUUGAAUGGAUCAAACACGUUAUCUUCUCACACAUCUGUUCGAGUUAGCAAAGCCAUUUCAGUGCUUAGGAGUUCCACAACUGAAGGAGCAAAAUUAUUGGCAAAGGAGUUUCUUUACACUGCAGAGAAUUUCAAAGGAAAAACACCUCUUGGACUAUAUAAAGAAGGAUAUCCACAUGAAAGAAAAGAUUUGGGAAAAAGCAGGGGAUUUUCCAGAGACAAAGGAAAUAGAAUCCUUCCUCAGAAUGGACACAGAAAUUUUCCCCACUCCCCUCAUCCAAAUGGGAAGGAUGUUGAUGACACACAUAAUCUUGCACGGAAGUUCAGUGCUUACAAUCGUUUUUUAAGAAAUGGGAGAUUGAUUGACUGUGUUGAAUUGCUUGAAGAUAUGGAAAGAAAGGGUUUGUUGGAUAUGGAUAAGGUUUAUCACGCAGGGUUUUUCAAAGUCUGCAAAACUCAAAAGGCUGUUAAAGAAGCUUUUCGUUUCAUUAAGCUUAUCCAAAAUCCAACCCUAAGUACAUUCAAUAUGCUAUUGUCUGUCUGUGCAAUCUCUCAAGAUUCAGAGGGAGCUUUCCAAGUUCUACAUCUUGUCCAGGAGGCUGGUCUAAAAGCUGAUUGCAAACUUUACACUACACUUGUAUCAACUUGUGCAAAAUGCGGAAAAGUUGAUACAAUGUUUAAGGUAUUUCAUGAAAUGGUCAACGCUGAAGUGGAUCCUAAUGUUCAUACAUAUGGGGCACUUAUCGAUGGCUGUGCUAAAGCUGGGCAAGUUGCCAAGGCUUUCGGUGCUUAUGGCAUAAUGAGGUCUAAGAACGUGAAGCCAGACAGAGUUGUAUUUAAUGCGCUUAUCACUGCAUGUGGUCAAUCAGGAGCUGUGGAUCGCGCUUUUGAUGUAUUAGCAGAAAUGAGUGCUGAGACACAGCCUAUAGAACCUGAUCAUGUCACUGUUGGUGCUUUGAUAAAGGCAUGUGCCAAUGCCGGUCAGGUUGAUCGGGCUCGAGAAGUAUAUAAUAUGAUUCAUGAAUAUAACAUCAAGGGCACUCCAGAGGUUUACACCAUUGCUGUUAAUAGUUGUAGCCACAUUGGUGAUUGGGAGUUUGCAUGCCAUGUCUAUAGCGACAUGACAAGAAAAGGUGUUGCCCCUGAUGAGAUGUUUUUUAGUGCAUUGAUGGAUGUAGCGGGGCAUGCUAGAAAGCUGGAUAGUGCCUUCGAAGUUCUACAAAAAGCAAGAAAUCAUGGAGUACAUAUUGGGAUCGUAUCAUAUAGCUCAUUGAUGGGGGCUUGUAGCAAUGCAAACAAUUGGCAGAAGGCACUGGAGCUAUAUGAGGAUAUUAAAUCCAUUAAGUUGAAACCAACCGUUUCUACAAUGAAUGCCUUAAUUACUGCCUUGUGUGAUGGGGAACAACUGCAGAAGGCUGUGGAUGUUUUAUCUGAAAUGAAGAGGAUGGGCUUGUGCCCCAAUACCAUCACAUACUCCAUUCUAUUUGUGGCAAGUGAAAAAAAGGACGAUCUAGAAGUCGGCAUGAUGCUCUUUUCUCAAGCCAAAAAGGAUGGUGCUGCCCCUAACCUUAUUAUGUGCAGGUGUCUAAUUGCCAUGUGCCUACGGAGAUUCGAGAAGGCUUGUAUGCUUGGUGAGCCUGUAUUGUCUUUCAACUCUGGACGUCCGCAAAUUGACAGCAAAUGGACAUCAUUGGCCUUAAUGGUCUACAGGGAAACAAUUGUAGCUGGUGUGGUGCCUACAAUGGAAGAAUGUUCACAAGUUUUGGGAUGCCUGAAGCUCCCUUACGAUGCAUCCUUGAGAAGUAGACUUACCGAGCAUCUCCAAGUCAGUAUCGAUACAUCAAGAGGCUCGAAUCUCUUCUCCCUUGUUGAUGGAUUUGGAGAAUACGAUCCACGUGCUUUUUCAUUGCUUGAGGAAGCUGCUUCACUUGGAAUUGUCCCAUGUGUAUCUCUUAAAGCAAGUCCAAUCGUUGUUGAUGCAAGGAAGUUGCAGACUUACUCUGCGGAGGUAUACUUCUUGACAGUUUUGAAGGGUCUCAAGCAUCGUCUUGCUGCUGGUGUUAGGUUGCCGAACAUAACCAUUUUACUUCCUGUAGAGAAAACUCAAAUUCAGUCUUCCGUUAGGAAGAAAACAAUAAACAUUGCAGGGAGGAUUAGUCAGGCGGUUGCAGCAUUAUUGAGGCGGCUAGGACUAGCUUACCUAGGAAAUGAAUCAUACGGGAAAAUCCGAAUUAAUGGUGUUGUUGUGAAGAAGUGGCUUCUACCAAAGCUUGCUUCACCUUUCAGUGGGAAACUGACAGAGUUGAGCUCAACCCAUUCACGGUUAGGUAAAGGAAUCACCCAUCAGCAGCGAAACAUUCGAACCAGCAAUCUGUCCUUGGAGUAGGAGAGGAACGAUCAGGGAAUGUGUAUGAUCGACUCUCCAACCAUAUCAUCAAUGACCAAGCAUGAUCAUUCGUACCCUGCACGUGACUUGGCCGAUCCUGACUCUUGUUUUGUAGAAAAGCCAUGUGAGGUGAGGAAACCGGCUUAGGUAUUAUGCUCAAUUCCGGAAACAACAGAGAGAGAGAGAGCUCAGUUUCAGCACUGUAAUAUGUAUGUAUGUCACUUGAUGAGAAGUGUGUAGUUACAGCGGAAGGACCCUUGGCCAUACUACCACCAUAGGUAAUAUCUAAUCAUUUAGAGCUUCAGAAACAGUCUUCUAAUCUUGUAAUAGAAGUCAAUAAUUGUAGAAGCCUGACCAUCAAACUAUUAUAAUUAUAAAUGUUGAAAGUUAAAAUA
Messenger RNA from Cornus florida, 3845 nucleotides. RefSeq names its product pentatricopeptide repeat-containing protein MRL1, chloroplastic. Lineage: Eukaryota; Viridiplantae; Streptophyta; Magnoliopsida; Cornales; Cornaceae. The coding region runs from base 103 to 3450 and encodes 1115 amino acids. The transcript is spliced from 19 exons. Gene Ontology annotation, molecular function: protein binding. The record is from RefSeq and is a predicted model, not a curated record.